Molecule: messenger RNA, 3393 nt
Organism: Cladocopium goreaui
Lineage: Eukaryota; Dinophyceae; Suessiales; Symbiodiniaceae
Source: the annotation of a GenBank genome assembly
AUGCGCAGCUUCUUCAACCUGGCCGCGGUUGCAGUGCCGGUCUUCUCGGAGCUGCAGUUGCCAUGCUGCUGCGGGGCUUCCUGCGAGGAAGGCAGCUGCAGCUCUGAACACCCUAAAUUCCAGGUGCCAUGUCAGAAGCUGGAGAGGAGAAGCUGUGAAGCACAGGCUGCCUGCACUUGGCAGAGUCCAGAGCCGUGUGAAGACUGUGAUCAACCUCACUGCACUCCCAAUUGUUUGGAGAAGUACCUAGAGUGGACGUUUGCCGCACUGGUGCUGCUUCUCUGUGUGGCUGGAGCUGGAGCUGCAGCUGGAACUGGAGAGAAGAUCGAGGGCCCGGUGAUUGGAAUCGACUUGGGCACCACCUACUCCUGUGUUGGCAUCUACAAAAAUGGCCGGGUGGAAAUCAUUCCCAACGACCAAGGCAAUCGCAUUACGCCCAGUUACGUCGCUUUUUCUGAUGAGGAGCGCCUCAUUGGCGAAGCGGCCAAGCAUCAGGCGACCAUCCGUCCCACACAGACCUUGUUCGAUGUGAAACGUCUGAUUGGUCGACGCUUCAAAGACUCCACCGUGCAGAAGGACAUGAAGCUGUUGCCCUACAAAAUCGUGGAAAGGAACAGUAAACCCAUGAUCAGCGUCCAAGUGAAGGCACAGGAGAAGCUGAUGUCGCCUGAGGAGGUUUCCUCCAUGGUUUUGUCCAAGAUGAAGGAGACAGCUGAGAAUUAUCUUGGCAAAGAGGUGCACCAUGCAGUCGUGACAGUGCCUGCUUACUUCAGUGAUGCCCAACGUCAAUCCACCAAAGAUGCAGGGACCAUUGCAGGUCUGAACGUGGUCCGCAUCCUGAAUGAGCCCACGGCUGCAGCCAUCGCGUAUGGCUUAGAUAAGAAGACGGAUCAGAACAUCUUGGUCUAUGACUUGGGUGGUGGCACCUUUGAUGUCUCCUUGUUGACCAUCGACAACGGUGUUUUUGAGGUUCUGGCCACUAAUGGCGACACACACUUGGGAGGAGAAGAUUUCGAUCAGCGCGUGAUGCAGCACUUCAUGAAGAUCUUCCAGAAGAAGCACGGCAAAGAUAUGUCCAAGGACAAAAGUGCCAUUCAGAAGCUCCGUCGUGAGGUGGAGAAGGCCAAGCGUGCCUUGAGUAGCAGCCAUGAAGCGAGGUUGGAAAUCGAAGCGCUUUAUGAUGGUGUGGACUUUUCGGAAACACUGAGCCGUGCACGUUUCGAGGAGUUGAACGCCGACCUCUUCAAGAACACAUUGGGUCCAGUGAAAGCCGUGUUGGCUGAUGCAGGGUUGAAGAAGCACGAGGUGGAUGAGAUUGUGCUGGUGGGUGGCUCCACAAGAAUUCCAAAGGUUCAGAAGUUGUUGAAGGAGUUCUUCAAUGGCAAGGAGCCCAAUCGAGGCAUCAACCCUGAUGAGGCUGUGGCCUACGGUGCUGCAGUGCAGGCAGGGAUUCUGAGUGGGGAAGAAGAUGCCAACGGGGUUUUGAUUUUGGAGGUGACGCCUUUGACCCUGGGCAUUGAGACAGUGGGAGGUGUGAUGACGAAACUCAUCAGCCGCAACACCGUGAUUCCCACGCAGAAGUCCCAGAUCUUCUCCACCACCCGUGACAACCAGCCAGCUGUGAACAUCCAGGUGUUUGAAGGGGAACGUCCGUUGACCAAGGACAAUCACUUGCUUGGAAAGUUUGACCUGACAAUUCCUCCUGCCCCUCGUGGUCAGCCACAGAUAGAGGUCACCUUUGAGGUGGACAGCAAUGGUAUUUUGAAUGUGGCCGCAGAAGACAAGGCGACGGGCAACAGUGAGAAGAUUACCAUCACCAACGACCAGGGCCGCUUGACCGAGCAGGAGAUUGAACAGAUGCUCCGUGAAGCGGAGGAAUUUGCGGAUGAGGACAAGAAAGUGAAGGAACGGGUGGAUGCAAAGAACGCCUUGACCGGAUACGUCCAUUCUAUGCGAUCCUCCACUGAUUCAGGUCUGGGUGACAAGAUGCAGGUAGAUGAGAAACAAAGGAUUUUGGAAGUCCUGCAGGAGGCGGAAAACUGGUUGGAUUCCAACCCAGAAGCUGAUUCCCAGGAAAUCCAAGAGAAGCAAAGAGAGGUGGAAGGAACCUGUGCUCCUAUUGUCUCCAAAUACUAUGGAGCAGGUGCUGAUGGUUUUGCUGGCUUCCGACACAACUCUGCAGCCAUCUUCCACAUGAUCAAAGGGGAUGCCAUUGAGACCUUCAACGAGAAAGAGAAGGAGCUUCAAGAAUCCGGAGGCGCCAAAGUUUAUCGAGAACGAAUGCGACACCGCCAAGGGGUAGACCAAGCCACUGAUGCCAUGUUGUGGAUCAGCGAUGCAUCCAUGAAGGUAUUAAAUUGUUGGGCCAAUGAUGGACGUUUCUGGUACGUUCACGUGUGGCAUCCUGGCCUGGGAGUUCGGGCCAGCACCAUGUGUGUGCCCAAUUGCUGCAACCAGGAAGAGGUAGCAUUCGACCUCGCUGCGCCCUACUUCAACAGCAUCGCAAAAAGCACCACGCAAAAGAUGGCGAAUGUCACUGCAAAGGAGGUCUCGCACUGGGCAGACUUGCCGGUUGAGUUCGUCCUCAUCGGUCUCGAUGGCUGUGGCACAACCUCCCUGCGACGGAAUCUGGCAAAGCAUCCAGAUCUCAACUUUACAAACCUGGUAGUCUUCGGUCAGGACGAGGAUUACUUUUUCAUCGAAAUGGCGCGACAAACGCUGCCCUUCGUGAAACAGGUAGAGCUUUUGGUGAAGCAUCGAGCGCAGAUGCGCAGCCCCAAAGUGGGCGUUUACAAUCCUUUGAUGUGGAAGGAGGAGCUUCUAGAGCAUUUACUGGCGAACAUUCCCAAUCUUCGUGUGGUGGUUGCUGUUUGUGAUCCGAUGGAUCGUUUCGAGCGCAAACUGGAUUUGGAAAUGGCUCGUAUGAGCACUGGUGGCACUGGUGACAUUGAGAACCAGCUGCAGCAAUUUGUCCACGACAACCUCAGGUCUAUCUACUUUGCGCCAGCGAUUCGAUCCUGGUUUCUGAACUUUCCCAGUCAAAUACUGUUCAUUGAGAAGGACAUGCAACAUGCUCCAGAGACGCUCCAGCGAAUCACCGACUUUUUCGGCAUAAGGCCGUUUCCUCAACAUGUGCGGUUCACGCGCUACAACUCUCGUGGGGGAAAGCACUCUGGACUUUGCUCAGAUAGAAGGUUGCUGACGACCAUGAAGGCGUCCUUCGAGGCUGAGUACCAAGUACUACAGGAGAUCUUGGGCAAUGCAGCCAGCGAGCGGCUCAGAACGCGGCGCACCCGCUGUGAAGCUCCAGAUGGCUAUGACAAGGACACCUCUGGCUGGAAACAGAUUCUGUCAAUAUAUAAUAUAUAUAUAUAUUUAAAUAUAUAUAUUUAA